AUGAAGAAAAAGCUAGGUUCAAUGAGCUUCGCCCCAUCAGGCAAAGAGGAAACUCGUAUAUUUUUCCCUUCUGCCCUUUGGCUAUCUGCAAAACAGCUUUGUUUAGCCGCUGUUAGGGUUUCUAUCUUAGACUCAUAUAGCUAUGCAUAUGUAACCUUUUUUGAUUCUGACUGAAAUGAAGUCAGAAAUACUGACUUUGUAGGGUAA
This is a messenger RNA of Blepharisma stoltei, 207 nucleotides long. NCBI's taxonomy places the organism in Eukaryota, Ciliophora, Heterotrichea, Heterotrichida, Blepharismidae. The record is from the annotation of a GenBank genome assembly.